Messenger RNA from Galeopterus variegatus (Sunda flying lemur), 2249 nucleotides. It is a transcript of the gene CDCA8, whose product is annotated as cell division cycle associated 8. Gene Ontology annotation, biological process: mitotic sister chromatid segregation. The record is from RefSeq and is a predicted model, not a curated record. Gene Ontology annotation, cellular component: chromosome, centromeric region; spindle midzone; chromosome passenger complex. Lineage: Eukaryota; Metazoa; Chordata; Mammalia; Dermoptera; Cynocephalidae. The transcript is spliced from 11 exons. The coding region runs from base 85 to 924 and encodes 279 amino acids.
UUAAAUUGGGUGGCGGUUAGCGCGGAGCUGCGUUCUUUCACCGCAGGGAGGUUUUCCUCGGCUCUUUCUUUGGGACGCAGCGCCAUGGCUCCUAGGAAGGCCGGCAGUCGGGUGGCCAAGACCAACUCGUUACGGAGCCGGAAGCUCGCCUCCUUCCUGGAGGACUUCGACCGUGAGGUGGAAAUACGGCUCAAGCAGAUUGAGUCGGACAGGCAGAACCUCCUCAAGGAGGUGGAUAACCUCUACAACAUCGAGGUCCUGCGGCUCCCCAGGGCGGUGCGCGAGAUGAACUGGCUGGACUACUUCGCCCUUGGAGGAAACAAACAGGCCCUGGAAGAGGCAGCAACAGCUGACCUGGAUAUCACUGAAAUAAACAAAUUGACAGCAGAAGCUAUUCAGACACCCCUGAAGUCUGCCAAAACACGAAAACUAAUGCCAGUAGGUGAAAAGAUAGUGGAAGAGGAAGAAGAAGAAAAUAAACAUAAGACUCUUUCAACUGCAAGAGUCAAAAGGUGUCCUCCAUCCAAGAAGAGAACACAGUCCGUACAAGGAAAACGCAAAAGCAAAAGGUCAAGCCAUGGUAACACUAUUACCCCAGCUGUGGGCCGAUUAGAGUUGUCUAUGGUGAAACCAACUCCAGGCCUGACACCCAGGUUUGACUCGAGAGUCUUCAAGACCCCUGGCCUGCGCACUCCAGCAGCAGGAGAGCGGAUUUACAGUAUCUCAGGGAAUGGCAGCCCUCUUGCUGACAACAAAGAGGUCUUCCUCACUGUGCCAGUGGGCGGCGGAGAGAGCGUGCGAUUAUUGGCUAGUGACGUGCAGAGGCUCAAUAUUGCCCAGCUGGAUCCAGAGGCCCUGGGAAACAUUAAAAAGCUCUCCAGCCGUCUUGCCCAGCUCUGCAGCAGCAUACGGACCCACAAAUGAGAAGCCACACUUGACAGGGUAGACCUUCACUGGAUUCUUCUGGAACCCUGAAAAGACUUCCCUUCACGCUUAUUGUUUGAGUGUGAAGUUCCAGAGAAGGGAAUAGUGUUCUUCCUGAGGAAUUCGGGAAGGGGGAGACGCACUGUUUCCACACCAGUUAGAUAAGACUUUGUUUUUCAUAUGUCCCAAUCCAAGUGACCCCAGCCACUGCCCACUGCGUCCAUGUGAUAGAAAAUUCCCGUCGUUCUCUCAGUUGAUAUCCCCCUGUUCUCUGACCUGCUGCCUUCUGCCUAUUGUCAUUUAGCAUCCUCUCUGCCCUGCCCGACCUGCGAUGGAGGUGGCAUAGAAGAACCCCAUGUUCUGGGGGAGACUGCUUCCCACACUCCUCCGACAACCCUCUGCAUCUGGCAUUUCUGCUCUGUGUAUGAUUGGAGAUGGGAGUGUAGACUUACAGAAGUGAGAGCUCUGAGCCAAGAGAGGGCAGGUUCAGAAAGUGGGGGGACUGUACAGAUCAGGCCUGGACAGAAUAAGGUGGGUCACAGCAGUGAUCCCAGCAGCAGAACAUGCAUGUCUCCCCUCCCACACUCAUUCGCUUCUCCUCCUGUGGGGGUACUAAAUGGGGCUUUGGAAUCUUUCACCGGCUGUGCCCAGUAAUUCUUUUCAAGCUUACUGUGAACAGCUUUUUGUGUUUAUCCCUGUUUACCCAAGACCAAAAAUUGGUUUUGAGGCAGCUUCCAUGUGUUGCUUCUCUACCUCUCUAGUUAGUGAGAACUUGGAUAAUGGAUUUGUAGGGCUUAGAGUCUAGGGUUUUAUGUGACUGGCCUCAGAGUCACUAUCUCUGAGUUUUCCAUGGUCCAGUGAUCUCUGCCAGGUCUGUAGACUCUGCAGAGAGCACUUCUCUCUCAAGGGGUUCAUCAGGGGCACAGAUGUGACUUGUCUGAUGGCCUCAUUUCACGUGUCUGACAUUGACUAUUUAUGCAGAGUCUGCAGUGAAAUCUUUGGGCUUCAGCCAACUUCUCUGCCCCCAAAGAAUCAUGAGCUGUGUUCUGAAAAUUUGGGAAUUAGAGUUCUCAUCCCCAGGCUUGAGGGAACACAGCAUUCUCAUGUAUGGCUCUUUGCUGUAUUUGGUAUUAUUUCACGAGAUGACCAUUUUAAUGUUCAGUCCUUUUCAAGUUGAAUUCUGUUCAAGUUGCUUUAUUCUCCUUUUCCUGAGACUUUUGUACAUAUUGUUUUCCUGAGUGAUGGUAUCUCUAAGCUGAUUUGUUCUAAUUAGCUACUGAAAGGUCCCUGCUUUCAAUAAAUUCUUGUUUUGUUUUUUAUCAAUA